Molecule: messenger RNA, 1785 nt
Organism: Bolinopsis microptera
Lineage: Eukaryota; Metazoa; Ctenophora; Tentaculata; Lobata; Bolinopsidae
Product: calcium uniporter protein, mitochondrial-like
Exons: 5
Coding region: 1-774 (257 amino acids)
Biological process (GO): mitochondrial calcium ion homeostasis; calcium import into the mitochondrion
Cellular component (GO): uniplex complex; mitochondrial inner membrane
Molecular function (GO): calcium channel activity; uniporter activity
Source: RefSeq, a predicted model, not a curated record
AUGGGUGAACCGGCAUGCAAGACUUUUGUUCUGUCUCAACAUCUAAGGUCAUUGAAGGAUCUUCAAAAUGCUAUCAUUGCAGAAGAUCCAUCAGUUCAGGCUGUUGAAGCUGUUAGUUCUGAAGGUAUCAUUUUCUCCAAAAGCACACCCUUAACCUUCCUUCUUCAAAAUGGGUUUACACUUCAAGUCCUGGAUGAGAAUUUAAAAGCAGAUUCACUGAAUAUAGGUCCUGUGAACAUCCUUCAAGCUGAUGCUGAUGAAGUUCGUGAUAAAAUAAAGGAUCUUGCUGGGUCGUUGGAAGUGGUUGAAAACAAAAUUGCGAUCCAAGAAAACCUAAGAAACAAGUUGGAUUCUUUGCAGACAGAGUUUAGUCCUUUGGAGGAAAAACGUCUUACUCUGCUAUCCAAAUCCCAGUUCCGAACAAAUGCUGUUGUUUGGGGUGGUCUCUUUUCCAUGGGCUUCCAAUUUGGUUUCUUGGCACGUCUGGUUUGGUGGGACUACUCAUGGGAUAUCAUGGAACCUGUAACAUACUUUGUCACAUACGGCACUUCAAUUAUCAUGUUCUGUUACUUCGUCUGUGUAAAAUCUGACUACACGUUUGAAGUUGCCAGGGAUCGAUGGAACCUGAGGAGUUUCCACAAGAUCGCCCGAAGACGAGGGCUUGACACUGAGAGAUAUUCUGCCAUUGCUAGCCAGAUAAAGGAAGUUGAGGAUAAUCUGCGACAGUUGGACAACGUUGGGGCAUUGUUAUCGGCUAAAGAAAAACAUGUGUAAUGGCAGGUUUUACAUAGAUGUACACUGUGGGUUGAACUUAAUGGGUGUAUGUUUACUUGGAUACUAUCACGUGGGAUCUGAAUAUUGUGAUGUUGGAGCAACAGGGAACUGAGAAAUUAUUUUUAAGUUGUUCUAGGUGACGGUGAAGUAAGUCUUGUUUGAUCUACUUUAUACGUUAAAACAUUUCCUGGGAAAGCAGUUUGGUCAAAUUUACUGGAAUGUAAGAAUGAUCCUUUAAGGCCGAAAGAUCAAGUAUAUAAUUAAAUGCUAUAAUUAUGACUACGAGGUUGCAUUAACUAUUUAAAUUGAAUCGAAAUAUCGGCUGAAUAUUUGAUGUACGAACAAAAGUUAUUUUAUACUUGAUACUGAUAAUCUUAUCAAGAUCCUAGAAUAUUCAAACGGUCAGUUGACGACCAGUUAAGUGGCCAGUUAAGUAGCCGAAGUAUCACGGUCAGUUUUUAUUGUAACAGCAAGUCUUAUGAAUGAAUAAUAUUUUAUACCAUAAUAGUUGCAUUUUGUAGAUUGUUGUAAAUAUUUAAGAGCUAAUCGUUUCCGCGUUUUAGUUGACCGUAUGUAUUGUGAUGAGGAAAAUUGAUUAAUCAGCCCAUUUUAAAUUACUUAUUAAUGGCCUUAAAUUUAAGAUCAAAGAACUUUAAGGGUAAUGUUAUUUAAAUGAUUAUCUUACUUACGAAAAUUUUACCAGUCUUCCUAUUUUAUAACCAUAAAAUGCACAAUCUGACAAGAUGAUCUAUAGUCAAAGAUAAGGUUGAAUAAAUUGUAGAUUUAUUUUAUAGAUCACGCAUGCUUAAUUCAAAUAUGACCUUAUUAUCCAGGGUGUAAUAGAUUAAUUUAUGUUAUAAUAACAUGAAAUGAAGUUUCCUUUUUUGGGUUGAACGUGGUACAAUUUUUGGGUGAAACUUUGAAUUGAUCAGCGUUGCUCUACAAUAUACAGGAAUAAUUAAUGAUCGUCUAAAUUGAAAUGGAAUUAUGAUAUUAGUAUAGUUUUCAUAA